Messenger RNA from Drosophila mojavensis, 2326 nucleotides. RefSeq names its product dual specificity mitogen-activated protein kinase kinase 6 (gene lic). Bases 541 to 1548 code for a protein of 335 amino acids. Gene Ontology annotation, biological process: stress-activated MAPK cascade; protein phosphorylation. Gene Ontology annotation, molecular function: ATP binding; MAP kinase kinase activity. The record is from RefSeq and is a predicted model, not a curated record. The transcript has 5 exons. NCBI's taxonomy places the organism in Eukaryota, Metazoa, Arthropoda, Insecta, Diptera, Drosophilidae.
UGAUUAUCCCACUGUAUUGUUUUCAACGAGGACGAGUUCUACGCGAGUGCUGGGUGAAAAAGAAAAGAAAACGAAAAACUAAAUAUCAAAGAAAAGUUAAGCGACGAAAACAGUCAGAGCCGCAGCGAGCGCGGCAUUUGGUCUGCAUUUUUUUCUCAACACGCACAAGUGUACCCGCAGCAGGCAAACAUUUCAACAACACGAUUUGACCAAAUGUGGUAAAAAUAGCAAAAGCCAGCAGCAGCAGCAGCAGCCGCCGCCGCUCCAUCGACGUCGCCGUCGUCUUCGCUGUCGACGGCCCAAUAAAAACCCACACAGCAGUAGCAGCCGCAGCAGCAGCAACAGCAAUAAAAGUAUCAAAAAGUGGAGCAAAUAAUUUCAGUUACCAGGCGAAACGUGCAGCGCAACACGCGUGAAUAAAUCCAAAAAGUGCAAGUGCAGGCCGCCAAAGACGCACACGCACAUACACCCACCUACAUAUACAUACACACGCUCACACAUACAUCCGCAUACGUACAUAUAUCUAAACGACAGAGCGCAAUGUCACGACCACGUCCGCGUCUCCCACCCAUUGGCAUUCCGCGUGAGCCGGAACCGGCAUUUGUGCCACCACGUAAUCUGGACUCCCGGGCGACCAUACAAAUCGGCGAUCAAACAUUCGACAUCGAUGCGGAUAGUUUGGAGAAGAUUUGUGAUUUAGGACGCGGCGCUUAUGGCAUCGUGGAGAAGAUGCGACACAGGCAGACGGGCACUGUGCUGGCCGUCAAGCGCAUCCCAAUGACAGUGAACUUCCGUGAACAGCAACGUCUGAUCAUGGAUCUGGAUAUAUCGAUGCGAUCCAGCGAUUGCCCCUAUACGGUCCACUUUUAUGGGGCCAUGUACCGGGAGGGCGAUGUCUGGAUCUGCAUGGAGGUGAUGAACACCAGUUUGGACAAAUUCUACCCGAAGGUCUUCAAAAAUCAGCUAACCAUGGAGGAGACGGUGCUCGGCAAAAUCGCGAUGAGCGUGGUUAGCGCCUUGCAUUAUCUGCAUGCCCAGCUGAAGGUCAUCCAUCGCGAUGUAAAGCCAUCAAAUAUAUUGAUCAAUCGCAGCGGCCAGGUGAAAAUAUGUGAUUUUGGCAUCUCAGGCUAUCUGGUCGAUUCGGUGGCAAAGACUAUAGACGCUGGCUGUAAGCCAUAUAUGGCACCGGAACGUAUUGAUCCGCAAGGUAAUCCAGCCCAAUACGAUAUACGCUCCGAUGUCUGGUCGCUGGGCAUCAGCAUGAUCGAAAUGGCCACCGGGCAAUAUCCCUAUAACAAAUGGCGAACGCCCUUUGAACAGUUGCGUCAGGUUGUUGAGGAUGAUCCGCCACGACUGACGGCCGGCACAUUCUCCGCAGAGUUCGAGGACUUUAUAGCGACGUGCUUGAAAAAGGAAUAUACGGCGAGACCCAAUUACGAGCAGCUGCUGCGGCACAGCUUUAUCGUGGAGCAUUUACAACGCAACACGGAUAUAUCCGAGUUUGUGGCAAGAAUAUUAGAUCUGCCCGAUGAGCAGGCGUCGCAGUAGAGCGGCAAGCGCAGCUGGAACAGAAGCAGGAGCAGGAGCUGGAGUAGGAGUAGGAGUACGCGUACGAGUAGAAGUAGGAGUAGGAGUAGAGCGUGCGGAGUUAAUCAAGGAUCAACAUGUCUUCUCUACUCAAUGUGAAACUAUUCAAAAAACAAAAUGUAAAUUGCCGCCGUCUUCUACAUGCAUUUUGUAUGUGUGUGUGUGUGUGUGUGUGUGUGUGUGUGUGUGUGUGCGUGCGUGCGUGUAGGUGUUUAAGUGCUUGUGUGUUUAUUAAUUUCUUGUCUUUCCCCUCUUCUCGUACACAUGAUUAUGUAUUUCUAUUGCGAUCCCUCUCUCUAUCAGUCUGUCUGUGUAUGUGUGUGUGUAUGCAUGAUUAAUUUUCCUUCUCUCUCACUCACUGUAUGUCUAUCCUUUUCUGUAUGUAUAGACGUGCAAAUCAAAUUGUUAGCUUAAGUAUAAAUCAAACGAAAUCAAUUCUAGGGCACACACACACACACACACACAUAUAUAUACAUAUAUAUAUAUAUAUUUACCUAUUACAUAAACUGCAAAAAUUGUAAUUUUCACAUUUGCAGCGCUCAAAAGAUCGAAACGUGAAAAUUAAAACAAACAAUACAAACAACAUUAAACUAUAUAUAUAAACACGAGAAAAUAAAACCAAACUGUGCCUCAGCCUUGGCAGCCCAGUUGCUGUCAAACUGUAAAAUGUAAAACUAAAUUAAAAACUAUUAAAUGCCGUGCAGCAUGCAACAUGAAGGAAUUACAAAGAAAUGAAGAA